Molecule: messenger RNA, 8222 nt
Organism: Hypanus sabinus (Atlantic stingray)
Lineage: Eukaryota; Metazoa; Chordata; Chondrichthyes; Myliobatiformes; Dasyatidae
Product: zinc-binding protein A33-like
Exons: 6
Coding region: 2469-3902 (477 amino acids)
Molecular function (GO): protein binding; zinc ion binding
Source: RefSeq, a predicted model, not a curated record
CACAGUUUGUUCACAGAAUUAAAGGAAAAUCCCCGAAACUCAAAUUUCAAAAUAAAUUUUAUUAUCAGAGUCCAGAUAAGUCACCACAUACAAUCCCGAGAAACAUUUUCCUGCGGACAUACUUGGAAAAAAUAUAGAAUAGUAACCAUAACAGAAGCAGGCAGUGAAAGAUCAGCCAGAGUGCUGAAGGGAACCAAAUACAGAGAAACAGCGAUAAAUAACAAGAGUAUGAAAUAACCGCAGCGGCUGCUGAUGGAUCUCCGUAGCUCUCACCGUCCCCCUGUGCAAUCCGACAGACUGAAGACCAAGGGGAAAGGUAAACUCGUGAUUUAGAAAAUAAGAAACAGGAGAAGGCGUGGCCAUUCGGCCCAUUGCACUAUUCUUCCCCUCACUCAGAACAUGGCUGAUCUUUGACCCCAGCGCCACUUUCCUGCAACGUUCCCAACAUCGCCGAGCCCCUAAAUAUGUCCGUUUAAUUUAGAAGUCUUGUGGAGAAAAUUCCAAAUAUUCACACACUGUGUUGGGGAAAUUUCUCCUCAUCUCAGUCCUGCUGAGGUGACCUCAGAUUUUGAGUCUGUGAUCCCUGGUUCCACUGCCCAACCAGGGGAAACAUCAUUCCUGCCCCUACCCUGUAAAUACACUGUGACACUGUGUCUGUCUCAAUCAGGAAGCUUCUCCAUGUGAACCUUGUGUUCAUGAAACUGGUGACAGUUCUUUCAGACCAGCAGCUUUGACCACAAGAACACCAGACAGUGGUCAGCACGGAAUGUACUGCAGUUACUGCAGGAGAAGGACUGGAUGGACACAGUGGAGUGGUUCCCGGAGCAGACAGUCCAGACCAUAUGGCAGAAUGCCUCAUCACCAGGUCUUACCAACUGCCGGCGAGAGGGCCCCUCCCAGUCUGGUCCUCACUGCAUGCCCGGAGAUCACUCCCACAGCACGCUGCCCCGAGAUUACUGCAGUGGAGACGAGACGGUCACUCACCUCUUUGCGGACUGUGGGCUGGCGAAAGAUUCAUGGGCCUUUGUCACAGCAGCUGCGUGACAGAAGGCUCACUGAUCCUCGGGCUGUUCCCAGGACGCGCAAGAAAACGGACAGCGAGUGCUGCUGGAAGAUCAUCAACUCGGGGAAAGACCCCCGAAACUUGUUGGCCUGCCAUCACAUCGAGAUGUCCGGAGAGCAGGUGUUACCAACCUGGGGUCCAGGGUUUCUGGUAUUGGUCUUUGGCAUAAAAAUGUUUGGGAACCUCUGUCGUACAGGAAUGCUGCAGACCGGCACAUUCCAGACUACAGGGACACCAGUGGAACUAUCGUGUCCCUCUACUGCUCGACUGGGAGAGGCCGUGUUGGCUGAGGAAGCCUCUCAAUUAUUGUACACCACCCCAGGGGGCACAUGAGCGACAACAGACAACAGAAUACCCCAUAGACAACGAAGGUAAAUUCAUUGGGUAAAGGUAUUGGCACGUUUUAUCAUUCUGAAUAUUUUAUUUAAAUCUUAUUUUGAUGCAAAAAAAAGUAUCAACAUCUGAUCUGUAUUCAGAGUGAAGGAGACCAGGCCUUCUAUUGGAAACGGGACAGACAUGGGUCAAGUCAUUAAGGUUUUCUCACGAAGGGCUGUUGAAAUCAGGACCUUGCCGAAAAAUUAACAUUUUCCACCCUGUGACGUAAAAUGUCCAGUCCUGUGCUUUUUCCUGCAACCACAGGUCGGUCAUCACCACUGAAUCUCUCUCCUCACAGCACAAUAUUUUCUCCACAUCCCCAGUUUAAUGGCAUGUAUUCACUGUUUACUUAUUCACCGUUUUACACUCCACUCUGACUCUCUUAGACCUGGAGAAAGAUACAAAAAAACGAGCUGCUGGAGGAGCUCAGCGGGUCGGGCAGCAUCUGUGGAGGGAAAUGGACAAUCGACAUUUCGGGUUGAGACAGUUCAGAUGAAGGAUCUCGAUCCGGAAAAGUCCUUCCGAUCGGAGCGAUGGGGCCUUUGGACAUUCAGCUGACGUUUUUUGUCGCUGUAGGUGUUUACGAGACGGGGUUGCUGGGCAUAUGGCCAACUCACCUACGCUUGUCGCCGGGCUUAGACAGUCCAUUAGGCGUUUCCUUACCUUUUCUCUGUUUAAUUUAUUUUUGAUCCCACACUAACAUUCAAAUAGCCAUGAACAUAUACAGCAGCAGAAUGUUCAUUCCCUGAGACUGCAGCGCGCGUAGUGGACAAUCGCGGUACUGCAGGGGUCAUUCCCCGGGUCUACAGCGCGCGUAGUGGACAAUCGCGGUACUGCAGGGGUCAUUCCCCGAGUCUGCAGCGCGCGUAGUGGACAAUCGCGGUACUGCAGGGGAUCUGCAGCUCCCGGAAGUGAAAGUAUUCUGAAUCAGGAAGUGCUGGGAGUUAACAUGGCUUCGAAAGGACCGGUCGAGAGUUUAACAGAGGAGGCGAUUUGAAAGUAUUCUGAAUCAGGAAGUGCCGGAGUUAACAUGGCUUCGAAAGGAGAGACCGAGAGUUGGACCGAGGAGGUAAUUUGUCCCGUCUGUCUGGAUUUCUUCACCGAUCCGGUUAUACUGGAGUGUGGACACAACUUCUGUCGCUCUUGUAUCACACGGUGUUGGGAAAGGGAGGAGAGAAACUCCUGCCCGGACUGUAGAGAGGUGUUUGCUGACCGCACCCUCAAGGUGAAUCGGGCCUUAGAAAAUCUGGCUGAAAAAGCUCGAAAUCUAAACCUGAAUCCGAAAGAGAAGGAAGGUAAACGUCACUGCGAGGAACAUGAGGAAGAACUGAAGCUGUUUUGUGAAACGGACAAGACACUGAUCUGUCUGAUCUGUAGAGAUGCGCAGGAACACAGAGAGCACCGCUUCUUGCCGAUUACAGAAGCUGUUAAAAUCUACAAGGAACAGCUAAAAUCUUCCUUAGACUCUCUCACAAAAAAGAAAUCAGACUUCCAGGAAAAGGAGCAGCAACAGAAAGAGAAGAUUUCCGGAGUUCGGGAACAGUCACACAGCGUUCAGUCCCACGUCACAUCCCAGUUUGCUGAACUGCGCCAGAUUAUCACUGAGAAAGAGCAGAGCUUACUCAGGGAUCUCAGGGAGGAGGAGAAGAGGAUUCUCAACCCAAUGAAGAAAAAUCUUUGGGAGAUUCAAGAGAAUAUAAGACUUAUUAAGGAGGAAAUCUCAAAGUUAAUGGAACAGAUGGAUCAAAAAGACAGUGUGAUAUUUCUCAAGGAGGAAGUUCGUCGGAACAGAAGGAUUAAUGACGAUGUCCAGGAAUUGUCAGUGACAGAUGAGACCCUGCCGGUUGAAAAAUUCGAUCACCCCUAUUUGUUGAACACAGUGCUGAGAGAAACGCUUGAUACUAUUAAUCGAGUCUCUGUCACCCUGGAUGUGGAAACGGCGAAUCCGUGUCUCGAGGUGUCUGAGGAUCGGAAGAGUGUGAGACGGACCGGGACCCGGAGGAAUCUCCCUGACACCGGGAAGAGAUUCACAAACUGGGCUUGUGUGCUGGGAUCGGAGGGAUUCACAUCGGGGAGACAUUACUGGGAGGUGGAGGUGACGGGGAAUCGGUUCUGGUGUCUGGGAGUCGCCGCAGAGUCUGUGGAGAGGAAGGGAGAGUUCAGACUGAGACCGGAGACCGGAUUCUGGGUCAUCAGGCGGGUUGAUGACGUGUUACAUCGGGAUUGUGACGUGUUCGGUCUCAUCUCCCCCGAGUCCCGUCUCGCUGCCGGUCCCAUCCCCGGGAGGGUGGGAGUUUAUCUCAGUUACGAGUCCGGGACAGUUUCAUUUUACAACGCGGAGACCAAGUCCCAUCUCCACAGCUUCACUGGGAAUAAAUUCACGGGGAAACUUUAUCCUUUCUUCCGGACCUGGGAUGUGAACCAGUGGCUGAGAAUCUGCUCCGGUUCCGCUCCGGGUCUGUAAACGGGUCGGGUCCCGGGACCGGCGUCAGGAGUAAAGUCCCUGUAAAUAUAAAUGUGCGGAGAGUGCAGCUAAAUACGUGGCUCAGGGGAUGGUGCAGGAGGGAGGGCUUCAUGUUUCUGGACAAUUGGGCUUUGUUCCCGGGAAGGUGGGGCCUGUUCCGACGGGACGGUUUGCCCCUAAACUGGGCGGGGGGGAGGGGGGAGGAAUAACAUUCUUGCGGGUAGAUUUGCCAGUGCUGCUCCGGGGAAUUUAAUCCAGAUUUGCAGAGGGAGGGGAACCAGAGUGUCAGAGCAGAUAGUGAGGUGCAGGAGGAUAAGGAACAUGAGAGGACUGCAUGUAUAAACGGAAAUGAAAAAAAAGCAGAUGAUAUACAUAUUCUCAGGUACAUCUAUUUCAAUGCACGGAGUAUUGUCGGUAAAACAGAUGAGUUCAGGGCUUGGGUUGACACGUGGGAUAACGACAUGACUGCUAUUAGUGAGGGGCAGAACUGGCAGCUUAACGUUCCGGUAAAAUUGGAGAACGGCCAAUUUUGUGGAAAUGAAAAAGGAUCUAGGAAGAGUGGAUUGGGAUAAGUUUUUUUUUCUGGCAAGGAUGUGUUCAGUAAGUUCACAGGCAUAAGAAAUUAAAUAGAGAUUGGGUUGGAAAUGUUAUAGCAAUUUCAUUUAAUUCAAAAUCGAGAGGAGUUGCAAUUUCGGUUAAUAAAUCUUUACCAAUUAAAAUACAAAAUGUAAUAAUUGAUUCUGUGGGGAGAUACGAGAUUAUACAUUGUCAAAUUUUUUCAGAAUUAUGCAAAUUUUAUGAACAUUUAUGCACCAAAUGAAAAUGAUGCAAAAUUCAUACAAGAAGAUUUUUUGAACUUGGCUGACGCAAAUGAUAAAAUAUUAAUAGGCAGAGAUUUUAAUUUUUGUUUAGAUCCAGUUUUGGAAAGGUCAACUACAGUUGUUACAAAAUUAAAAGAAAUAAAACUAACUUUAUCAUUAAUGAAAGAUUUAAACCUGAUUGAUAUAUGGAGGAAAAUUAAUCCAAGAGAAAGAGAUUAUUCAUUUUAUUCAAAUAGACAUAAAGCUUAGAUGGAGAUUUAAUACAAUUUUAUUAAAACGUCAAGAUUUUUGUGAUUUUAUGAAAAAACAGAUUCAAUUUUUUUUGGAUACAAAUUUACAUUCAGUUGAGGGUAAAAUUGUAUUAUAGGAAGCGAUGAAAGCAUAUUUAAGGGGUCAGAUUAUAAGUUAUACAUCUAAAAUUAAGAAGGAAAAUUGGGAAAAGAUAUAAAGUUAGAAAAAGAAUCUCAAAGAUAUAUGACAGAACAAAAACAAAGACAACUUGUUAAUAAAAAACUACAAUAUAAUAUCGUACAUAUCGUACAGAAAAAGUAAUUAUGAGAACUAAACAGAAAUAUUACGAAUUAGGUGAAAGAUCACAUAAAAUUCUUGCUUGGCAGUUGAAAACAGAACAGGCUUUUAAAACAAUAAAUGCAAUUAGAACAAGUGUAAAUAAGGUUGCUGAUAAACCUUUGGAAAUUCAUGAAACUUUAUUUUUUUUUUAUAUACUGAACUAUAUCAAUCAGAAUCACAAAAUAAGAUUACUGAGAUGGAUAAAUUUUUAUCACAAAUAACCCUUCCGAAAUUUAAUUUGGAAGAACAGAAAGGAUUAGAUAUGCCCUUUACAUUAAAAGAGGUUGAAGAAGCUGUAGGAUCACUUGAGAGUAACAAAUCCCCAGAAGAAGAUGGUUUUCCUCCUGAAUUUUAUAAAAAAAAUUAAAGAUAUAUUAAUUCCUCCCUCUAUGGAAUUAAUAUACCAAGUGGAAAGAAUGCAUAAACUCCCACAAUCUUUUUUAACAGCGAUCAUAACUGUAUUGCCAAAAAAAGAGAUCCUCUAAAACCAACAUCAUAUAGGCCUAUUUCUUUGUUGAAUACAGAUUAUAAGAUAAUAGCAAAAAUUUUAUCUAAUAGAAUAUCUAAAUAUUUACCAAAAUUAAUGCAUAUGGAUCAAACAGAUUUUAUUACAAUCAAUGGAUAAUCUAACCUGGUUACUUAGUAUAAUUCAUCUGGCACAAAAAAGAGAGGAAAUGAGUGUGGCAUUUGCUUUGGAUGCAGAAAAAGCAUUUGAUAGAUUGGAAUGGGAUUUUUUUGUUUAAGGUAUUGGAAAAAUAUGAGCGAGGAAAAUCUUUUAUACAAUGGAUUAAAACCUUAAAUACUAAUCCUCAAGCUGAAGUAGUUACAAAUGCUCAGAUUUCAACACCAUUUUGCUUAACGAGGUCAACUGGACAAGGCUGCCCGUUAUCACCUGCUUUAUUUGUAUUGGCAAAAGAACCAUUAGCUGAAUUAAUUAGAACAGAUUCAGAUAUUGGCGGUUUUAGAGUUAAUCAAGAAGAAUAUAAAAUUAAUUUAUUUGCUGAUGAUGUUUUGAUUUAUUUUACAAACCUAUUACAAUCUUUGCAAAGAUUAUCUUUUAAAUUGGAAGAAUACGGGAAAGUAUCAGGGUAUAAAUUAAAUUGGAAUAAAAGUGAAAUUUUACCCCUUACAAAAGGAAAUUAUAAUCAAUGUCGAUUAGUAACUCAAUUUCGAUGGUCAAUAAAUGGGAUAAAAUAUUUAGGUAUCAGAGUUGACAAUGAUGUAAAAAAUUUAUAUAAACAAAAUUAUUUGCCAUGAUUAAAAAAAAAUAAAAGAGGAUCUUGAUAAAUGGAUGAUGUUACCAAUAACAUUAAUAGGUAGAGUUAAUGCUGUAAAAAUGAAUAUAUUCCAUAGAUUGCAAUAUAUAUUCCAAACUUUACCAAUACAAUUACCGCAGAAGUUUUUUCAAGAACUAAAUAAUAUGUAAGGAAAUUUCUUUGGAAAGGAAAGAUGUCAAGAAUAUCAUUGGAAAAAUUGAGAUGUAAAUUUGAUUUAGGAGGGUUACAACUUCCAAAUUUUAACAAUUAUGAUAAAGCAAUUCAACUUAGAUUUAUUGCAUCUUUUUUUGAUGAAAAAAAAACCCGGCAUGGAUUAGAAUAAAAUUAGAUAAGAUAGGAGAAAACAUACCAGAAGAUUUUACAUAUAAAUGGGAAUCCAAAUUGAUACGGGAAAAAAAAAGAAUCUCCUAUAUUAAGACACUUGAAUGAUUUAUGGAAUAAGGUAAAUAUGGACGAUAAGAUAAAGAAAUCUUUAUUAGCAAAAAUAAACUUUAAUUCAAAAUAGGCUUAUUCCUUUUACAAUGGAUAAUAAACUUUUACAUAAUUGGUUCCAAAAGGGGAUUAAAUAUAUAUGUAAUUGUAUUGAUGUCGUUUGAGCAAUGAAAAAAUAAAUAUAAAAUAUCAAACAACACUCUUUUCUCUUAUUUUCAAUUAAAGGACAAUUACGAGAAAAGCUGGGUCAAACAAUGUUGAUGCCAAAACUUAGUGAAAUAGAAAUAUUAAUUCAAAAAGGAAAAAUUUAAAAAAUUACAUCUUGUAUGUACAAUUUGAUUCAAAAACAGACUGAAUCUGGAAUUCAUAAAUCAAGACAAAAAUGGGAAACUGAUUUGAAUGUUAAAAUUGUUGGAAAAAGUUGGUCAAAAUUAUGUUCUGAUAGUAUGAUAAAUACAAUAAAUGUUCAAAUUAGAUUAAUACAAUAUAAUUUUUACAUCAAUUAUAUAUAACACCACAGAAAAUAAAUAGAUUAAAUUCAAAUAUGUCUGACCAAUGCUUUCGAUGUAAUCAAGAAAUUGGUACUUUUUUACAUUCUACUUGGUCUUGUUUUAAAAUUCAACCAUUUUCGAUAUAUCUGACUUUUAUUGGAACAAAGUACUGGAGUUCAACUCCCAAAUAGUCCAAUAUUAUUUUUAUUAGGAGAUAUUGAAGGGACAAUACCGAAAAUUAAAUUGAAUAUGUAUCAGAAAAAAAUUAUAAAUAUUGAUUGGCAGUAGCUAAAAAAGUUAUCGCAAUUACUUGGAAAUCUGAGUUAUAUUUAACUAUGGAUUAUUGGAAUAAUGAAAUAUAUAGUUGUAUUCCACUUGAAAAAAUUACAUAUAAUCUAAGAAAUGAAUAUGAUAUAUUUUUCAAAAUUUGGCUCCCAUACCUACAAAAGAUAGGAUUAAAUAUAUAGGUCCUUUGAAGAUAAAAUUAUAAUGUAAUUGGGGAAAGUAAGAAUAAAUAUUAAAAUUAUUUUGAACUCCAUGGAGCAUGUGGGUAUCCUCCAAUAUCGAGGCAAUCUUUUUCUUCUUUAUUUCUUUCUUUAGAUAAGGGUUAAGGUGGGGAUGGGGAGGAGGACUAAUAUUAUUUUUCUUUUUCUUACUAAUUUUUCAUUACAUUUAUUCUUUGUAAUUUUCUAAAAAUUUAAUAAAUAAAUAAAAAGAGCAUCUCAGUAA